This is a messenger RNA of Paralichthys olivaceus (Japanese flounder), 6405 nucleotides long. Lineage: Eukaryota; Metazoa; Chordata; Actinopteri; Pleuronectiformes; Paralichthyidae. The record is from RefSeq and is a predicted model, not a curated record.
UCACCUCCAGCGGAGAAACUUUCCUGGAGUUCUCGGCUCCUCUGACCGCGGAGCGACUCACUCACUGUCCGGAGGAAGCCGCGGCAGCUCGGACACGCUGCGAGCCACAGGAGGACACGGAGCGGAGUCUCAUUCACCCCCCCCCGCCCCCCGAGGAACGUUUUUACGAGACAUGCCCUUUUUUAUUUGACACUUUUGACAGUGAAACCGACGCUUUUCUUUGGGUAAAGUUAGCUUACUGAGGUUGGAGGUCGAUACCUACAUGAAUAUGCUCAGGAAUACACAGGUUUUUGUUACUUUCAAGAAGUGAAAGAUUUUUUUAAAGGAGCCGAAAUUAACCUGGACAGCCCCCUGCCUCACUCACUGCCUCCCAAACUUCACUCACUGCUCGGUGUCGACAUGUCUUGGAUUAACCGGGGCCUCUUAUUUGUCUUCGGUGUGUUGCUGUGUGUGUCAGCGGAGCAGCAGCAGGGCCAGAGCGGCUUCAGGAGGCUGUACGUACUGCAGCCCCGACCGGGGCCGGGGCCGGGUUCGAUCGGAGGGGACGGCGGGGUGCGGGUCAGCUCCAUCUCGACGCGUCAUGGCGCGGCGGGGCAGCCGCACACGUACAACGUGGAGCUCGCCGCCAACUACGGCGGCCAGGUCCGGACCCGCAGGAUGGGGAACCAGGCGGCUCCGGUGCCCCAGUUCAGCCCGCAGCAGCCAUCAGUGGUCCGGCACAGCGGACAGGAGCAGAGCCAGCAGCGGCAGGUUAUGAAGCUGUCCGGGGUGAACAUCUGUGGAGGGCAGUGCUGUCAUGGAUGGAGCAAAGCUCAGGGGUCGCAGCGGUGCACGAAGCCCAACUGCAUCCCUCAGUGCCAGAACGGAGGAAUGUGCCUCAGGCCUCAGCUCUGUGUCUGUAAGCCUGGCUCCAAAGGGAAGGCAUGUGAACAGAAGACGGUGUCCACACACCCUUUUCCAGCACUGCCUGGGAAUGAACCCACGAAUGGACACACCACCGGUCACACGAAUGGACACACCACUGGUCACACUAAUGGACACAAUGUAGUACCCCAACGGCCCAUACCUCAGCAAGUGCCUCCCAGUGGGUACGCUUCUGCCCCCCCACCAGCUAGCAACAUGGCUCAGAUGAAACUAACCGUCAAGCCGUACCCUCAGCUUGUGCGACCACAUUAUGUGCAGCAACACAUCCAACAGCACAUCCGGUCCAUGCCCAUGCACCCAGUUCAGAGCCAGCAGUAUGUUAUAAAGCCCAAAUACUACCACACACACACUACACACACACAGACACAUGUUCAGUCCCAACCAGAGAGACCAAUCCCCCUAAGAGUUGGACACAGCCCCUUCCACGUGGGCAACCAUACAGGAAGGAUCAAGGUGGUCUUCACACCCACCAUCUGCAAGUUAACCUGCAUUGGAGGCAGGUGUCACAACAACUGUGAGCUGGGAAACACCACUACCAUCAUCAGUGAGAAUGGCCAUGCCACAGACACCCUGACAGCACCCAACUUCAGAGUAGUGGUUUGUCAUCUUCCAUGUAUAAAUGGCGGAAAGUGCAGCUCCAGGGACAAGUGUCAGUGUCCUCCCAACUUUACUGGAAAGUUCUGCCAGAUGCCGGUUCAGAAUGGACACCAGCAGCACCAGCAGCAGGCAGGCGGCUACAGCCAAACUCAGGUCCACUCCACACACACGCUGCCACUGACCUACAGCAACGCCCAGAGCAAUGUGUUCAGCCCCAGUAUUGUCAACAUCCAUAUCAAACAUCCUCCAGAAGCCUCUGUCCAGGUUCACCAGGUUUCCCAGCUGGACAAUUUCCACAACAACGGCCACCAGCUGAAAGGUUCCCAGUCAGGCUCCUCUUCAUCCACCAGCUACACCUACCACCACACAGACAGCAGCCAGAAGAUCCAGCACCAUGGCUACAACAUAGUCUAUCCCAGCCAGCAUGGCUACCAGGUUCCUCAGUACCAGCCUGUUACCUCCAAGAACACACUGGGCCGCUGCUUCCAGGAGACUGCAGGCAGUCAGUGUGGGAAGGCUCUGCCAGGUCUCACUAAGCAGGAGCAGUGCUGUGGAACCAUUGGAACAUCCUGGGGUUUCCACAAAUGCCAGAAGUGUCCAAUGAAACAAUAUUUGGAUGAGUGCCAGCUGCAGGGUGUGUGUCCCAAUGGAAACUGUCUGAACACCGUGGGCAGCUACAGGUGCAUGUGUAAACCUGGCUAUGUCCCAGACCCCACACUCAGCACUUGCAUACCCGACACUCCUGCCAUCCAAGAGGAGAAGGGGGCUUGCUUCCGUUUGGUCAGCUCAGGGAGACAGUGUUUGCACCCAGUUUCUGCCCAGCUGAGUAAACAGCUCUGCUGCUGCAGUGUGGGCAAAGCCUGGGGCCCUCAUUGUGACAAAUGCCCCCCUCCAGGAACAGCUAAGUUCAAAGAGAUCUGUCCUGGUGGAAUGGGCUACACUGUUCUCCCAAAUCCACCUGUCAAUAAGCCAGUCACUGUUUACCAGCAGCCCAUUGACCUGCAACCCCCCCAGCCCCUGCCAACGCCGGAGAGACCAGUGGAGGCUUUUGGGAAACCAGAGGAGAUGAUACCAGUAGCAACAACUGCACCAGAUCAGGAGCUGAUAGAUCCUGUGUUUAGUGAUAGGCCAGUAGUUGAACCUAUCCUGCCCCAGCUAUCUCCAGGUGUGUCCACUGUGAAGAUGGAGGCAGCCUACCCAGAGGUGGUCGUGAAGAGUUCUCCACCUGCACCAGUGGAGAUCCUCCCAUCUAAUGCAGGCCAGGACAUCGCCCCCACACAGUCAACUGAGGUGGAUGAGUGCCAGAUCAACCCUUACAUUUGUGGCCAGGGGAUUUGUUACAACACCAAUGAGGGCUACACCUGCCACUGUGAUGAAGGAUACCACCUGGAUGAUGCCCAAACCACCUGUGUUGAUUUAGAUGAGUGUUUGGAAAGCCCAUCUCUGUGCGUUGGCGGUCACUGCAAGAACACAGAGGGCAGUUUCCUGUGUGUGUGUCUAUUGGGAUUCCUGGUUGAUGAAGAGGGAACCAGUUGUGUUGAUAUCGAUGAAUGUAUAAACACAACAGUGUGCCCCUCUGGAAUCUGUUUCAAUGUGCCAGGGAGUUACAACUGUGGCUCUUGUCCUGAUGGCUUCGUGGCACAGGGAGGCCAGUGUGUAGAUAUAGAUGAGUGCCAGGAUCAGCGGGUCUGUACCAGAGGCCACUGUCUGAAUACUGAAGGCUCCUUUAUCUGCGAGUGUGGGCCAGGCUUCAGAGUGUCAGCGUCUGGAGACCAGUGUGACGAUGUGGAUGAGUGUGUAGAGGAAACCAGGCCCUGUGCGGCUGUAGGGGAGUGUGUGAAUAACAUGGGCUCCUACACCUGUACCUGCCCACGGGGAUACCAGCAGAUCGAUGGCACCAGCUGCAGAGAUGUUGACGAGUGUAUGGAUGAGCCGGAACACUGUUCCCCCAACGGCGUGUGUCUCAACACAGAGGGAUUCUAUAUGUGUGUGUGUGAGAGUGGAUUUACUGCCAACGUCGACACACCCUCCUGUGAUGAUAUUGAUGAGUGUGGUCUCAAUGAGACACUGUGCGGCUCUCACGGCUUCUGUGAGAACAGACUGGGCUCCUACCGAUGUCUCUGUGACCAGGGCUCCCAGGAGACCCCGGAUGGCCAAGGCUGUGUGGAUGUGAAUGAGUGUGAGGUGCUGAGCGGUGUGUGUGGAGAAGCUCAGUGUGUGAACAUGGACGGUUCCUUCCACUGCAUGUGUCCCAGCGGCCAGGACUAUAACGUCAUGAACGCCAAGUGUGAGCCUGUUCCCACAGCUUCAUCGGUGGAGCGUAAGGAGUGCUACUAUCGCCUGAAUGAUGAGAACCUGUGUGAGAGUGUGCUGACCAGCCACGUCACCCUGCAGGAGUGCUGCUGCACACUGGGAGCUGGCUGGGGCGACAACUGUGAGGUACAUCCCUGCCCUGUCAAUGGCACAGACCACUUUAACCAGAUGUGUCCAUAUGGAAGAGGUUUUUUCCCCAGUGCUGACUUGACGUAUGAAGUACCCACUGCUGACACUUAUAAAAAUGCAGAUGAAUGUACACUGUUUGGCCAGGAGGUGUGUAAAGGAGGCUUCUGUCUGGAUACUGUGGGAAGCUAUGAGUGUUACUGCAAGACUGGACAGGACUACGACCCUACCAAGCUGGAGUGCAGAGACAUCAAUGAGUGUCUGGAUGAGUCUGUGUGUGUUGGCGGACAGUGUCUGAACACAGAUGGCUCAUUCAUGUGUUUCUGUACACAUCCAAUGGUGUUGGACCCCAUCAGCAAACGCUGUGUAUUCAUUCCUGACGUGGCCGAGCAACAUGAGACAGAGCAGGUCGACUACCAGGGGAUCUGCUGGCAGACGGUUACAGAGACCAUGACAUGCACACAGCCGCUGGGUAUCAACAGGAAGACCACAUACACAGAGUGCUGCUGUCUGUACGGAGAAGCCUGGGGAAUGGAUUGUGCCCUGUGUCCCCAGAGGGACACCGAGGAUUAUGCCUCCAUGUGUAACAUACCUCUUGGUGGUGGGCGGCGGCCAUAUGGUCAUGAUGCCCUGACUGCCGGCCCGGUCCAUGAAUACGAAGUGAGGCCAGACUACUCUCCAUCACCUGAGCAGCAGGCUUUCCUGCCCUUCUAUGAGAACCAGGAGCAUCCAUUCAAAGCAUUUGAGGGUUUGCAAGCAGAAGAGUGUGGGAUACUGAACGGUUGUGAGAAUGGUCGGUGUGUGCGGGUUCAGGAGGGAUACACCUGUGACUGCUUCGAUGGAUACACCUUGGACCUGUCCCGCAUGACCUGCAUUGAUGUGAACGAGUGUUCAGAACUGAACAAUCGGAUGUCGCUGUGUAAAAACGCAAAAUGCAUCAACACAGUGGGCUCCUAUCAGUGUGUGUGUCUGCCGGGGUUCACUGCCUCUGAUAAACCCAACUUCUGUGUGAAGAUUCCAACACACCACACGUCAACACACACACAGUGAGCAUGGACAGGUGGCGACAAGAGACACAAAACACACGCACAAGCUUGUAUUACUAUACUUGUGAGGACGUCCAAUACAUCCAGUCAGUGCCAAAUCCUGAUCACCGACCUCUAAGUUCAUCUCCCUGGUUCGGUCAGUGUCCAGCAGCGCUCCCUAAUCCCAAAACACUUCAUAGCUCAUCCUCGGCAGUGAGGAUUAUUUGAGAUGUGGGGGUCAUGUACCGAAAUUAGCAAGAGAACCUUUAACUGUUAAAAUCUAUUUAUAAUCUUAAUCAAACCUUCAAAACCUUGCCCCUUGAAUUGACUUCAAAUCUUAAUCCAUAAUUUAAAGAAAAUCCAAAUCCAGAUCUGCCAUUUACCAAUGUCAUUGUCACUAUUUUCACUCACUCCCUGUUCUCCAUCACUGUUUUUUACUUUACCUCUGUUGUUAUAUAUUUAUUAUACUUCUUGGUUUAGUAGUUUUCCAAUAAAAUUAAUCCAAAUAUUAUAUAAGCACUUCCAAUGUUAAGGCCUAAUUUUGUAAAAGGCCUGAAAGUAUAAUUUUUUUAAUGGAUUUUCAGAGACUGCAAUGUAAAUAAGGUAACUAGCUUAUUUCUUAUGUUUACCUUGUUUAAGGAAAUAUUUGGCAUUUAGGGACAUGUUUAUGCAUUUAGAGAUAGAUGGGAAGAUUUCAUAAGAUGUCAUUAGCCUAGCUUUGUGCUUAGGGGAAACACCUAGCAUAUAGUCUAUAUGACAACAUUUUUGAAAUAAAGUCAGUGUAUUUUCCCAAAUGUUGAACUCUUCCAAAAGGAUGAGUUUUGAUUGAUCGAGGACAGAACCUUUGUUUUUUUUAAAACAGUCAGUUUGGAGAACAAACUGCUGAAAUACGUGUAGAACAAUAUGUCCAUACAGGACGUGUAGUGUGAGAGCAGCAGAACAGAAUGAGUUCAGGCACAGUGUUUUGUGUAGCUGCCCAGAGUCACAUGUAUAGUAAAACACCAGCUGUUACAAUGACUGUAGGGAAAGCUGGAUAGAUUUAUGCCCUGUUCAGACCCGACACUAACAUAUGUCUCAGGUGCCCCGAUCACUAUCGGACAGCUGUAAGAACAAGUGUGAUUGCGAGAUCCAACCACUCAGACCACAUUUAGAGUUGGUCUGGGACGCAUGUUGAUACAGUCUCUGACCAGUGUAAACACAACUGUGUCCAGCCUACUCAGCUGAUUUCCUCUGUGUAGAUGGGAGAACAUGCUCAUUUGGCAUCAAUGAUGUUGACAGCAGGCGACAGGAUUCUCAUAAAUGAAGUAAACAUUGACGGGAUAGUUCACAGAAAAAUUAAAAUUCACUCAUAUUCUACUCACCACUAUGCCAAUGGAGGGGUGGGUGAAGCGACUUUUGGAGUUUCAGGGGUAAACAGCGG